This is a messenger RNA of Scaptodrosophila lebanonensis, 936 nucleotides long. Its product is annotated as MORN repeat-containing protein 5. The record is from RefSeq and is a predicted model, not a curated record. The transcript has a single exon. Lineage: Eukaryota; Metazoa; Arthropoda; Insecta; Diptera; Drosophilidae. The coding region runs from base 1 to 936 and encodes 311 amino acids.
AUGUCGGAUAUUGUAUAUAGAACCAAGUUACUCACGGGUUCCACAUAUUUCGGCUUGAGUGAUGCGCUGGGCAUGCAGGACUUUGGCAUAUAUGUAUUUCCGGGUGGAACACGUUACAAUGGGAACUUUUGUAAUGGACGCUUCCAUGGCCACGGUGUUUUGCAGAUGGCUGAGCCGCAUCGUGUCACUUUUCGUGUGAUCCACGAUCAUGGCCAGUUAACCCAAAUACGGCAAAUUGCCUUCGAUGAUGAACUGGAGGUCGAUUUCAAUAUAACAAAACAAGACGAGGAUUUGGAGAAAAUGAGCUUUGCUAACUGGAGCUAUUGUACGUCUCGGGACAGACGUUUCCAACACGAGAUUCAAAAUACAAUAGAGCCUGUGGGUCCGUUGCAGUUUAAGGGCAAGGAGGGCCCCAUACUGCCCAAGUUGGCGGCAAACAUAUUCGAUUUGGGCUUUGGCCGUCUCAACAAAAAUGGCUUUUUGCUCGACAUACCGAACUAUUUGACUGAAACCAGACAAUGCUAUGUGGGCUGUCCCGCAGUACGCCAAUGGAUACGCGAGAACUGUCGUCAUGGCUCGUUGCCUGGCAAGCACAUAAAACAGAAGUUCAGGGCAAAGUGGUCGCGCCAGAUAAUACAAAACAAUCUGGAGGCGGAAGAGGAGGCACAACGCAAUAUGGAGGCACCAGAUGCACGUUGCAAGAAAAUAAUAGUGCAGCCCAAAACGAAGACUUUGUCUCGCAUAUGUCGUCGCAGGAAGAGUGAGAGCAGCAGCUUGUCCGCAAAGAGAAUGCGUCUGGCAUUGGGCAGCACCUCGGAUAGCUGUACUUCAUUACUAGAAAUAAAGCAGAAGCUCCAAUUUAAGCCCAAGCUGAGCAAACAUCGACUGGUCCCAAACUUGAUUCAUCAGGAGAGCAGUGUGUGCCGCAUAAAUUAA